Messenger RNA from Myxocyprinus asiaticus (Chinese sucker), 4613 nucleotides. RefSeq names its product ribosome production factor 1. Gene Ontology annotation, biological process: maturation of 5.8S rRNA; maturation of LSU-rRNA. The record is from RefSeq and is a predicted model, not a curated record. Gene Ontology annotation, molecular function: rRNA primary transcript binding. Gene Ontology annotation, cellular component: nucleolus; preribosome, large subunit precursor. Bases 53 to 1120 code for a protein of 355 amino acids. The transcript has 9 exons. Lineage: Eukaryota; Metazoa; Chordata; Actinopteri; Cypriniformes; Catostomidae.
UGAACCGGAAGUAGACAUUUUCACACACGUGAAUGAGACAGGAGCAACAGAAAUGGACUCAACGGAGCUAUCAACUUCAGAAUGUGUUUCUAAGAAAAAACGAAAGACGAAAAUGCCAAAGCGAAAAGUCAAAUUUGACGAAAAUCCAGUGGUAGAGAUGAAUCCAGCAGAGGGUGAAGUAAAAGAGGAGAAGUCCGAGCCAGGAGCGUUUUUUCCUCCAACAUUCAGCGUGUCUGACAUCAAAAACAAGCAGCGCAGACAUACGAUGUUUCUCAAACUGAAGCAGGAGAAAAGAAAGCAAAAGCUGGAACUGAAAAAGAAAAGGAAGAAGGAGAGAAAAGCUCUUGGCGAUAAGGCUCCACCUAAAGAAGUUCCCAAGACUAUAGAAAACCAGAGAAUAUAUGAUGAAACUACAGUCAACCCAGAGGAUGAGGAGGUGGCUUUUGAUGAAGGAACCGAUGAAUUCUCUGCUUACUUUAAUCGUUUGACAAAUCCCAAAGUUCUUAUUACCACUUCAGACAGGCCGAGAGGAAGAACUGUGAGGUUUUGUGAACAGCUGGCGACCGUAAUCCCACAUGCGCAUGUGUACUACAGAAGAGGUCUGGCAUUGAAAAGAGUCAUUCCUCAGUGUAUAUCACGAGGCUUUACUUACUUAAUGGUGAUCAAUGAGGAUAGAAAGGUGCCAAAUGGUUUGGUUCUCUGUCACCUUCCUGACGGACCGACUGCACAUUUUAAAGUCAGUAGUGUCCGGCUUCGCAAAGAGAUGAAGAGAAGAGGUAAGGACCCUACAGAACACGUUCCAGAAGUCAUCCUCAAUAACUUCACUACUAGACUCGGUCACACCAUCGGACGGCUGUUUGCUGCUCUGUUUCCUCAUGAUCCACAGUUUGUUGGCCGUCAGGUCGCCACAUUUCACAAUCAGAGAGACUUCAUCUUUUUCAGAUUUCACAGGUAUAUCUUCAAGAAUGAAAAGAGAGUAGGAAUCCAGGAGCUAGGACCCCGCUUCAGUCUUAAACUUCGCUCCUUACAGAAAGGAACCUUUGACUCCAAAUUUGGGGAAUAUGAAUGGGUUCACAAGCGCCAUGAGAUGGACUCCAGCAGAAGAAAAUUCCAUCUUUAAGAGACGGACUGGAAAAAUAGGAUAACCGCUCUUUAACGUCUCAUAAAAAUCUAAUAAUAACUUUGCCAUUUAAUGGAAUGAGUGUUAAUGAAAUACAGACUUUGAAUUUGCUGUAUUAUAUUUUAUAAUACCUCUGUAAAAUAUGACUGAGAUAGAAAUAUUUGAUUUGUUUCCAGUUCUAAAAAAUGUAUACAUUCAACAGAUUUUUUUUCUCUUUGCUUAAAUACAACUUGUAAGCCUUCAUUCACAUUUUGGGAAAAAGAAAAGUUUUGAGAGCAGGGCCAGUAUGCAUAAAAUGCUCUUAAGUAUAGUACUAUGAUUUGACUAAUUCUUAGCAAAAAGUGAGACUUGAGCAAAAAAAGUCUAAGCCAGAAGUAAUGGCAGAAGUGAGACUUAAAGGGAUAGUUCGCCCAAAAAAAUGAAAAUUCUCCCAUCUACUCACACUCAUGCCAUCCCAGAUGUGUAUGACUUUCUUUCUUCUGCUGAACACAUAUGAAGAUUUUUAGAAGAAUUCUUCAGCUCUGUAGGUCCUCACAAUGUAAGUGAAUGGGUACCAAAAUUUUGACACUCCAAAAGCACAUAAAGGCAGCAUAAAAGUAAUCCAUACGACUCCAGUGGUUAAAUCUAUGGGUGCUUCUCAUUUCUUAAAUUGUGCAUCCUCAUUGCCUUUCCUUGCUUCCUUUCCUCGCUACCUAGCUCCACCCUCUUAGGAAAGAAAGGAGAGGAGGAUGGAGGAAUCAAAGCAAGAUGGAUUUGUGAAAUGGAAUGUCCUGCUCACUCAAGUGUCACUUUAUAGCUCUGUCGAUGUGUAGCUGCAUUACAUUGGAGCGCUUGCUGUUAUGUUAUUGAAACUAUUGAUAUAUUCAUAAUAAAACCUAAUAAUUCAAGAUGCACUGUUAAAGUAUUUGACAAUUAUGGUUUAUUUAAACUGCAAAGGUGAAAUAUGAAUUAAAGCUGUUGUGUCAGAUGUGAAGGGGGAGGAGAAUUUAUGUGUGCGUCAGGUGAUUUGGCCAAAAAGUCUUCCACAUAGGAUGCUCGGUGCUUCCUCGCUCGUGUCCUCGGGAAGCUUCCUCGGUCCUUGCCUCCUCAUGGUGCAUUUAGAGAAUAGAUACGUCCUUCAUGAUGGCGGACUUUGAACUGUUUCCGGGUCACGGGCUCGAGGACGGAGGAGGGAGGAAAUGAGGAUGCACAAUUUAAGAAAUGAGAAGCACCUUAUAUCUUCAGAAGCGAUAUGAUAGGUGUGGGUUAGAAACGUAACUUUCACUUUUAUAUUCUUUGUUUUUGGCUAUUUGCAUCCUUCAUGCAUAUCGUCACCUACUGGGCAGGGAUGAGAAUUUUUAGUAGGAAAGGACUUAAAGCUGAAGGAUGUAAUUUCUGUGACACUAGCACCACAGAAUGGAAUUGCAAAAAUAAACAAUGUUUUUAAAACUGCUUUCUAAAUACGCCGCUCGUCUGCUGCUGUUCAACAGUCAGAUAGUCCCACUCCCAACUCACACCGUUGGGGUGGGUCGCUCAAAACAAACAGGAAUUUUUAUAGUGCCACAGAGACGGAGUAUUUACACUUUUCGAGAAAAUGUAUCUAUGAAUGGCUUACUUAUAGUUGUCUCUGCGUAUUAAGCUGGGAUAGAAGUAUUUUAACACUGAAAAAGUUAAAUCAGCUUUAAAUAUUGAUGUGUUUCUUACCCACACCUAUCAUAUCACUUCUAAAGAUACAGAUUUAACCACUGGAGUCAUAUGGAUUACUUUUAUGUGGCCUUUAUGUGCUUUUUGGAGCUUCCAAAUUUUGGUACCCAUUCACUUGCAUUGUAUGGACCCACAGAUCUGAAAUAUUCUUCUAAAAUUCUGUGUGUUUAGCAGAAGAAAAUCAUACACAUCGAGGAUGGCAUCAGGGUGAGUAAAUGAUGAGAGACUUGAACUGUCCCUUUAAGUGUCCCUAAGGACUACAGUGAUGCCACCCCGCAACCACUGUAUCGGCCAUUAGUGGGCCUGUGAUAACAAUUAUAAUUGGUUAAUCAAUAAUUUCUUUGAGCCAAAUGUAUUUUAUCUUAUUUCUUGCAUUUUAUUAGAGGAAAAAAAACAUUAUUUCACACAUUUUGCCCAGUGCCCAAAUUAAAGGGUACAAAAAUAGAAAUGUAUGCUAAACAUUGGUACAAAAGAAAGAAAUGUUACAAUAUACAUUGCAUGUAAUUUUUCAUAUUAUAAAGAAUUCUCAAUUUUAAUAUUCUUAAAACAUAGAGUAGGCCUAUUUUAAGUAUAAAGACUCACUUGCUGUUAGUUAUGACUGUUAAGUUGUUUUAUGGAAAUGCAGCGGGCCUGGGUAGCUCAGCGAGACUACUGCUGACUUCCACCCCUGGAGUCACGAGUUCGAAUCCAGGGCAUGCUGAGUGACUCCAGCCAGGUGUCCUAAGCAACCAAAUUGUCCUGGUUGCUAGGGAGGGUAGAGUCACAUGGGGUAACCUCCUCGUGGUCGCUAUAAUGUGUGGUUUUCACUCUCGGUGGGGCACGUGGUGAGUUGUGCUUAGAUGCCAUGGAGAAUAGCAUGAAGCCUCCACACACGCUGCGUCACUGCGGUAACGUGCUCAACAAGCCACGUGAUAAGAUGCGCUGAUUGACUGUCUCGGACGUGGAGGCAACUGAGAAUCGUCCUCCGCCACCCAGAUUGAGGCGAGUCACUACGCCACCACGAUGACUUAGAGGGCACUGGGAAUUGGGCAUUCCAAAUUGGGGAGAGAAAAAAGAAAUGCAAACUCAUAUGUCUUUGAGUUAAUUAUAUUUACAGAUAAUGAAUCAGUACAAUUUAACUUAUGGGCUAAGGAUAAACGGCUCUAAAACAAAUAAAAUAGCUGAAGGAAUCUGUCAAAGCACCUGACACCCAUAUUAAAAAUAAAGUGCUUGUAUGCUUUGGAAAUAUUUGCUCGUAUUCCUUUCUGCUGAGGCUCUGUACCAUUUUUCAAAUGUGUUUUUUUUUCUUUCUUCAUAGAAAUGUUUUUACUACUGUAAAGUUACCUCAUUGACUGAGAUUCUCUGUGACAGAGUGGAGAUAUCCUACGAAUCGUUAUGAAAUUUGCAACACAUCUUGGCCCCUUAAUCGCAAAUAUUUUUAUCUUAUCACUAGGAGUUAUCCAAAGAAUUCCUAGCUAAGAGUUUCUGCUUUAAAACCUAUUUACAAAAUGUAGGAGUAAAGGCAGAGUUGACAUCGUUGCUAUGGAACGCACUUUCUUAAAGGGAUAGUUCACCCAAAAAUUAAAAUUCUCUAACAUACUCGCCCUCAUGCCACUCCAGAUGUGUAUGACUUUCUAGAAGAAUAUCUCGACUCUGUAAGUUCAAUGUAAGUGAAUGGUGGCCAGACAUUUGAAGCUCCAAAAAUCACACAAAGGCAGCAUAAAAGUUAUCCAUUUGACUCUGGUGGUUUAAUCUGUGGGGGUGGAUUUAAUCCGUUUUGUUUCACCUAUUUUCUUUUAUCAUCCUCAUUUACAAUAAACCAUGUAUUUUA